Molecule: messenger RNA, 978 nt
Organism: Sorghum bicolor (sorghum)
Lineage: Eukaryota; Viridiplantae; Streptophyta; Magnoliopsida; Poales; Poaceae
Product: cytochrome b5
Exons: 3
Coding region: 16-735 (239 amino acids)
Cellular component (GO): membrane; intracellular membrane-bounded organelle
Molecular function (GO): heme binding
Source: RefSeq, a predicted model, not a curated record
AAUCCAAGGCCAGGCAUGCUGCACUCGGCCGCUGACAGGUGGGUCCGACGAGGGAGGGGGUUUGGUGUGUUGCGCGGGGUAGGUGGCGAGAGUCGGAGCAGACGAAAUUCGGUAGUCGGAUCGCAUCGGAGUGAAGAAGGCAUCGGCGAAUUUGUGGCUGGCGGAGGUGGACUCGAUUGCGUUCCUGCUCCUGCCGCCGCGGUUUUAAAAGGGAAAAUCCCCCCCUCCGUCUCCUCCACCUCGCGCAACCAACUAACCAACCACCUCGCUCGAUUCGCCAUCGACCUCGAUCCAGCCCAGCCAGCCGCCGCCGCCGCAGCAGCAGCAGCAGCCAUGUCCAAGGUCUUCACCCUCGAGGACGUCGCCAAGCACAACACCAAGGAGGAUUGCUGGCUCAUCAUCGGCGGCAAGGUAUAUGAUGUGACGAAGUUUUUGGAAGACCACCCAGGGGGUGAUGAUGUUCUGUUGUCUUCAACUGGUAAGGAUGCAACUGAUGAUUUCGAGGAUGUCGGGCACAGCAACACUGCCCGUGCAAUGAUGGAUGAGUACUUGGUCGGUGAAAUUGACGCAUCGACGAUCCCUUCUAGGACAAAGUAUGUUCCCCCCAAGCAACCGCACUACAACCAGGACAAGACCCCCGAGUUUGUUAUCAAGAUCCUCCAGUUUUUGGUUCCCCUGGCAAUCCUGGGCCUGGCUGUUGCCGUUAGGAUGUACACCAAGUCGGAGUCUGCUUAGCUUUGUUGCCCUUGCCCCCCUCGGGAUUGUAAGAGUCGAACUUGUCGAAUAAGCUAGCAAGAGUUUUGUGAGGUUUUAUUACAUGUGUAACUUAUCAUGAAAUUCAUCGAAUGUUCUGAGCUGUUGUGGGUUCUGUGGUCCUUAUAUGCCCAUUUUGUGCGUUAGUGUGAUCGGGAUGCAUCGUACUUAACUAGAUUUAUUAUUUGUCAUCUCAGUUGAGCAGGUAACUCUGAUUGUUUGAAA